AUAUAAAUACGAAGUAGCAGGCGUAUGAACUGAUUUUACAUUUGUUUAAUUUUCUUGAGCUUGAUUUCAGUGAUUUUAUCAAAAUGUCGCACGAUCCAAUGCUUGAUGACCCAUUAAGGUAUCUUCGAGUUGAUCCUGCUGUAGCACUGAGAGACCAAUCUAAAUCUUUUGAUGCAAAAAAAUGGGUUUGGGUGCCAGUAAAGGAAGAUGCAGGUUAUUCAGCAGCAGAAGUAAAGGGGACAAAUGGAGAUAUGGUAACUGUUGAAACUGAAGAUGGAAAAACAUUAGAGAUGAAAAAAGAAUUAUGUGAACAGAUGAACCCACCAAAAUAUGAGAAAUGUGUUGAUAUGGCUUCUUUGACAUAUCUCAAUGAAGCUAGCGUUCUAUACAACUUAAAAUCCAGAUAUUUUGAAGGGCUCAUAUACACUUACUCUGGUCUAUUUUGCAUUGCAAUAAAUCCAUACCGUCGCUUGCCUAUAUAUACUGAUGAAGUAAUUAAAAUCUAUCGGGGAAAACGAAGAGUCGAAUGCCCUCCGCAUGUCUUUGCUAUUGUUGAUGAAGCUUACCAAGAUAUGUUGACGGAACACGAAAAUCAAUCUAUGUUAAUUACAGGUGAAUCUGGAGCUGGAAAAACUGAAAAUACAAAAAAAGUUAUUCAGUACAUUGCUAAAGUUGCUGGAGUAGAAAAAAAAUCAAAGGAAACUAGUACUUCUGCAAUAAAAGGAACAUUAGAUGAACAAGUUGUUCAAGCUAACCCUCUUCUUGAAGCUUUUGGUAAUGCUAAGACAACAAGAAACAAUAAUUCAUCUCGAUUUGGUAAAUUUAUACGUUGUCAUUUCUCACAACAAGGAAAGCUAGCUGGAGCUGAUAUUGAGUCAUAUUUGCUGGAGAAAAAUCGAGUUAUUCAUCAAGGAAGCGCAGAGCGUAACUACCACAUAUUUUAUCAACUAUUGUAUGGAACUGAUGAUGAUUAUUUUAAUAAGCUAUGUAUACCUUCAAGAAAAGCUGCUGAUUAUGAGUUUUUAAACAAAGGAGUACCAUCUGUUGAGGGUAUUGAUGAUCGUGAUGAAUACAAUGCAACUUUGGAAGCUAUUUCUGUUCUUGGGCUUUCUAAAGAUGAACAAGAUUCUAUGUUCAAAAUAUGUUCUGCAAUCUUAAAUUUUGGCAAUAUCAAAUUAAAACAAAAGCCUCGUGAUGAACAAGCUGAAGUUGUGGAUCCUGCAGAUGGCGAGAGAGUUGGUUACCUACUUGGUAUACCUGUCGGAGAAUUUCACAAGUCAUUAAUUAAACCUAAAGUUAAAGUUGGUUCUGAAUUUGUAAAUAAAGGUCAGAAUGUUAACCAAGUUUUAAAUGCAGUUGCUGCACUUUCAAAGGCAUUAUUUGAGCGUAUGUUUUUGUGGAUUGUCCAACGUGUAAACAAAGCUUUAGACACUAAAGAGCGUCGUGUUUAUUUUAUUGGUGUAUUGGAUAUUGCUGGUUUUGAAAUUUUUGAGUACAACUCAUUCGAACAACUGUGCAUCAACUUAACAAAUGAAAAAUUGCAACAGUUUUUUAACCAUCACAUGUUUGUUUUGGAACAAGAAGAAUAUAAAAGAGAAGGAAUUAAUUGGGAAUUUAUUGAUUUUGGAAUGGACCUGGAACAAACAAUUGAUCUUAUAGAAAAGCCCAUGGGUAUAUUUGCAAUUUUGGAAGAAGAAUGCAUUGUACCAAAAGCAACAGAUGCUACUUAUCUUGCUAAGUUACAUAAGCAACAUGGUGGAAAUAAUCCAUCCUAUGAGAAACCUACAAACAAAAAGUCAGCUGGUAAAUCAGGAACAGGUGAUUUCAUAUUACAUCAUUAUGCUGGAUCUGUGGGUUACUCAGUAGAAGGAUGGUUAGAAAAGAACAAAGACCCAAUAAAUGAUCACACAGCUAGUCUUUUUAGCCAUGCAACUGAUCCAUUAGUCAGUUUGCUUUUCCAAGACUAUGAUCCUGAUCAAGCUGCUGGGCGCCGGAAAGGUAGUGCUUUUCAAACUGUAUCAUUUCGUCACAAGGAGCAACUAAAAAAUUUGCUUACUACUCUUGGAAUGACUAGUCCUCAUUUCGUAAGAUGUAUCAUUCCUAAUGAAAAGAAGGAACCAGGAGUUGUUGAGGGCCAACUUGUUCUUCAUCAGUUGAGGUGUAAUGGUGUCUUGGAAGGUAUUCGCAUAUGUAGAAAAGGUUUUCCAUCCAGAAUGAAUUUUCAAGAUUUUAAGUUAAGGUACCAAAUACUAGCAUCUAAUGCAAUCCCACCUGGUUUUAUUGAUGGCAAAGUAGCAGCUGAAAAAUUAAUUGAGGCACUUCAACUAGAUCAAAGUGAAUACAGAGUAGGAAAGACAAAAAUAUUCUUUAGAGCUGGUAUUGUGGGAGAGUUAGAAGAAAUGCGCGAUGAGCGAUUAUCUAAAAUUAUUUCACAGUUCCAAGCAUACUGUAAGGGCAGUAUUAUGCGCAGUGAAUAUAAAAAGAUGGUGGCACAGCGUAUUGGUCUAGCUGUUAUUCAAAGAAAUGUCAGAAAGUAUUUAUUCUUGCGCCAUUGGUCUUGGUGGAAGUUGUACACUAAGGUUCAACCUUUAUUAAGUGUUGCACGAGCAGAGGAUGAAAUGAGAGCAAAAGAAGAAGAGUUAGAAGCUGCUAAAGAACAAUUAAAAAAAGAUGCAGAAGCUAAGAAAAAAAUGGAAGAAGAACUGACUGAGGCUAUGGCUCAAAAAGAAAAACUUUAUGCAAGUUUACAAGCUGAGACUGACAGAUUAAUUACAAUUGAAGACAAGCUUCUCAAUCUGCAAACAGUUAAGGAUAAACUUGAAAGUAGUCUAAAUGAAGCAUUAGAAAAGCUGGAUGGAGAAGAACAUAGUGUUUUAGUUCUUGAAGAAAAGAUUCAAGAAGCAGAAGAAAAAAUUGACGAACUUACUGAAAAGACUGAGGAACUCCAAUCAAACAUUAGUCGACUUGAAACUGAAAAACAAAAUCGUGAUAAACAAAUUGAUACCUUGAAUGAAGAUAUUCGCAAGCAAGAUGAAACUAUCUCUAAAAUGAAUGCAGAAAAGAAGCAUGUAGAUGAGGAGUUGAAAGAUCGCACUGAACAACUACAGGCUGCUGAAGAUAAAUGCAACAACCUCAAUAAAACAAAGAAUAAAUUAGAAUCUUCUAUUAGAGAGAUUGAACAAGAUUUAAAGAAAGAAAAAGACAGUAAAAUGAAGUUAGAAAAAGAAAAAAAGAAAGUUGAGUCAGAUCUUAAAGACAAUCGAGAUAAACUUUCAGAAACAGAAACUCGUCUAAAAGAAACUCAGGAUCUUGUAACUAAGCGAGAAAAGUCAAUAUCCGAUUUAGAAAAUGCAAAAGAAGGUCUUGAAUCACAGAUUAGCCAACUCCAAAGAAAAAUACAAGAACUUCUUGCUAAAAUUGAAGAAUUAGAAGAAGAGCUUGAAAACGAAAGAAAGUUGAGGCAGAAAUCAGAGCUACAAAGAAAAGAGUUAGAGUCAAGAAUUGAGGAAUUGCAAGACCAACUUGAAACAGCAGGCGGUGCUACAUCAGCUCAAGUUGAAGUUGGUAAAAAACGUGAAGCUGAAUGUAAUCGCCUUAGAAAAGAGAUUGAAGCCCUUAACAUAGCAAAUGAUGCUGCCAUCUCAGCUAUUAAAGCAAAAACAAAUGCUACCAUAGCAGAAAUUCAAGAGGAAAAUGAAGCAAUGAAAAAAGCAAAAGCAAAACUUGAGAAAGAAAAAAGUGCACUUAAUAAUGAAUUAAAUGAAACUAAAAACUCGCUUGAUCAAAUUAAGAAGCAAAAAACUAAUAGUGACAAGAACUCCCGUAUGCUUGAAGAACAAAUCAAUGAACUAAACAGCAAGUUGGCUCAAGUUGAUGAAUUACAUUCUCAAAGUGAGUCAAAGAAUUCUAAAGUUAACAGUGAGUUGUUGGCUCUUAACAGUCAAUUGAGCGAAUCAGAACAUAAUUUGGGAAUAGCUACUAAAAAUAUAAAAACUUUAGAAAGUCAACUUGCAGAAAGUAAAAAUUUUAAUGAAGCUGAAUCAAAGGCUAAACUUGAGAAUUACAACAAGCUACAAAAUGCUUUAGCAGAAAUUGAAUCUCUUCAAGAGCAACUUGAAGAAGAAGCAGCGGCAAAACAAGAUCUACAAAACAAGUAUUUACGUGCUGCUGCUGAGGCCCAACAGUGGAAAGCAAAAUAUGAACAAGAUGGGGCCAAUCGAGUUGAGGAGCUAGAAGAAGCAAAGAAAAAACUUGCUAAAAGAGUACAAGAAGUUGAAGAAGCAUUAGUAGCUGCUGAAUCAAAAGCUGCUGGAAUGGAGAAAGUUAAAAAUAGAAUGAAUGAAGAAGUUGAAGAUUUACUUUUGGAUCUUGAAAAGGCUCAAGCCCAGGCUUCAAACUUAGAAAAAAAACAAAAGAAAGUUGAUCAACAAAUUAAUGAAUGGAAGCAAAAAUGUGAAGAAAUACAGGCUGAGUUUGAUAAAGCUCAGCGUGAUGCAAGAUCAUAUUCUACAGAUCUACUCAAGGCAAAAGCUGCAAAUGAAGAAGCAAAUGAAAAGAUUGAGGCCUUGAAAAAAGAAAAUCGUAUUUUAACUGCUGAUAUCCAAGCUAUUUCUGAACAAGUUAAUGAAGGUGGAAAAAAUAGCUUAGAGAUUGACAAAUUACGUCGAAAACUAGGUUUAGAAAAUGAAGAACUUCAGGUUGCACUUGAAGAAGCAGAACUUGCUCUUGAACAAGAAGAAGGAAAAUUACUUAAGGCCCAACUUGAACUAACUCAGCUAAAACAAGCUACUGAAAAGAAAUUUGCAGAGCGUGACGAGGAACUUGAAAACAUGCGAAAAAAUCACCAAAGACAAAUUGAAAGUUUGCAAAAUACUAUCGAUAAUGAACAAAGAAAUCGCAAUGAGCAAGCUAAGCAAAGAAAACAGUAUGAUGCAGAAAUGAAUGAGUUGGAGAGCCAAGUUGAGACAGCCAAUAGACAAUCUAGUGAAUAUCAAAAGCAAAUAAAGAAAAUGGCAGCUCAAAUAAAAGAGUUGCAAACGAUGAUUGAUGACGAGUCCAAUAAUCGUGACAAUCUUAGAGAUACUGCUAACCGUGCUGAAAGAAGAGCUAAUGAGUUAGCUGUCCAACUAGAUGAAGCUAAAACUGCUUUGGAACAAGCUGUUCGUGCAAGAAAGUUGGCUGAAAAUGAUAAGUCUGAUAAUAGUGAUCGUAUUGCAGAAUUGCAGUUGCUGUAUAACAAUAUGAGUAAUGCUAAGAGAAAAGCAGAAAGUGAUUACCAUGCUCUUCAAGAGGAACUUGAAGAGUUAGAUAAUGAAGUUAAAGCAUCUGAAGAAAAAGCUGCAAAAGCAACAGCAGAAGUUGCACGAUUAAGUAACGAAUUAAAUCAAGCUCAAGAAGCAGCAUCAACAUCAGAGAAAGCCAGAGCAAUUUUAAGUAAAACUAUUCUUGAACUUCAAGCAAGACUUGAUGAGGCUGAAUCACAAGGAGCAAAAGGGUACAAGACUCAAAUUAAAAAGCUAGAAACAAGGAUAUCAGAGCUUGAAAGUGAAUUAGACACUGAAGUGCGGCGUUCAGCUGAAGUAGUGAAAAAUGCUAGAAAGAAUGAGAAAAAAGUCAAAGAAUUGCUGUUUCAAAUAGAUGAUGAAAAGAAAGCUGUGGAUAUUGCUGUUGAUAAUGCAAACAAAUCAGAACAGAAGUUCAAAAAAUUAAAAGUUCAAUUCGAUGAAUCUGAACAACAAGUCUCUCAAUGGCAAUCAAAGUUUAAAAAAGCUUCAGCUGAGUUGGAGGAUGCUUUAGAGAGAUGUGAAGCAGCAGAACAAGCUCUUCAAAAAGCACGACAACGAAACUCAUCAGCAGCAUCAACACCUGGAACACGAGGGCCUUCAACUCCUGGAUCACGUGCACGAUCUCGAAUGCGAACCCCACAGCACGACGAUUAGACGUCAAUUAUAUUUCACAAUUGGAUUAUAAUACACGAUUAGAAAAUAAAUUUUUAGCAUUUUUAACAAUUUCAAAUAAAAAGUAUAAUAAUUUUAAAAAAAGAAUUCAAAAA
Molecule: messenger RNA, 6052 nt
Organism: Hydra vulgaris (swiftwater hydra)
Lineage: Eukaryota; Metazoa; Cnidaria; Hydrozoa; Anthoathecata; Hydridae
Product: myosin heavy chain, striated muscle
Cellular component (GO): myosin filament; cytoplasm; myosin II complex
Molecular function (GO): microfilament motor activity; ATP binding; actin filament binding
Source: RefSeq, a predicted model, not a curated record